This is a messenger RNA of Daphnia pulicaria, 1052 nucleotides long. It is a transcript of the gene RFeSP, whose product is annotated as cytochrome b-c1 complex subunit Rieske, mitochondrial-like. Bases 89 to 910 code for a protein of 273 amino acids. The transcript has 4 exons. Gene Ontology annotation, molecular function: quinol-cytochrome-c reductase activity; 2 iron, 2 sulfur cluster binding. Gene Ontology annotation, biological process: mitochondrial electron transport, ubiquinol to cytochrome c. Lineage: Eukaryota; Metazoa; Arthropoda; Branchiopoda; Diplostraca; Daphniidae. Gene Ontology annotation, cellular component: membrane. The record is from RefSeq and is a predicted model, not a curated record.
CGAUCGUUCACUUUUCUUUGCAGACAAGAACUUCGUCCAUUUUGCUCGACUAAAAAUCUCUCGAAAACUUCGUGAGCUCGGCCUAAAAAUGUUUAGUUUUGUUGCUCGUUCGGCGAAUUUAUCUUCCGUAACUGUUGCUGCCACACAAUCGGUAGCAAAUGGCUCGAAAGCUCUGUCUCCGGCCGUUUCCAUCAACAUUGAACGAGUUCUAGUUCCACCACCAGCCCAAAAACUAACGACCAACUCUUUAACGGCUGGUUUGCCGAUUAAUCCGAUAAGAGCAUCAGUUUCAAUUGGAGGUCCUAGCCAGGUGCGAUUUGCUCACACUGAUGUCUCAGUCCCAGAUUUCUCUGCCUACAGACGCAGCAAUCUUAAAGACAGCAGUGCUGAUAACAAAUCAAGCGCACCUAGCCGACAAGGCUUCUCGUAUCUGAUUGUUGGCAGUGGAGCAGUUGGUGGUGCUUAUGCUGCCAAAACUGUUGUUGGUGAAUUUGUGGGCUCCAUGAGUGCUUCAGCUGAUGUUUUGGCUUUGGCUAAAAUUGAAGUUAAACUGAACGACAUCCCUGAGGGUAAGAACGUUACCUUCAAAUGGCGUGGAAAGCCCCUUUUCAUUAGGCAUCGCACUGCGGAGGAAAUCGACACGGAAAGCAAAGUUGAUAUGUCUACACUGCGUGAUCCACAACUUGAUUCCGACCGUGCCCAGCGUCCCGAAUGGCUGGUUUUGCUUGGAGUGUGCACCCAUCUGGGUUGUGUCCCAAUCGCAAAUUCGGGCGAAUUUGGAGGUUAUUAUUGCCCAUGCCACGGUUCUCACUACGAUGCUUCUGGCCGAAUCCGCAAAGGCCCAGCUCCUUUGAACUUGGAAAUCCCAAUUCACACUUUUGUGGAUGAAAACACUCUAGUUGUAGGUUAAUUUCGUUCAAAGACGGUCACUACUCGUGAACAUCUUUCUAGGAAAAUCAACCCAAAAUUAGCGUCUAUCCCCCUCUUGCUUUGUACAGAUACAAUAAAUACACGAUCCUGUAGCUGAGAGAGGGAAGGACUCAGUAAAUGUA